Messenger RNA from Amorphotheca resinae ATCC 22711, 2093 nucleotides. RefSeq lists its product as hypothetical. NCBI's taxonomy places the organism in Eukaryota, Fungi, Ascomycota, Leotiomycetes, Helotiales, Amorphothecaceae. The coding region runs from base 130 to 1947 and encodes 605 amino acids. The transcript has 3 exons. Gene Ontology annotation, molecular function: catalytic activity. The record is from RefSeq and is a predicted model, not a curated record.
AAUCCUUCUGUCUUCGGCCUUGGCUCUUCUGUCUCUCAUUAAUCUCAUGUUUGUUCUUGUCUGCAAAUUAUUUCCUAACUACAGUAACUUCAAUCCCCAUUAUACCCCGUAAAACCCGCUAUCCGCGCCAUGAAUGGGACCAAAGACACCAAAAAGCGCUACCUUGGGUAUCCCAAAGCUGUAGAAGCUCCCAAGAUCCCGUAUAGGAAAUCAAGUGAUCAAAACCCCGCUGUUCGAGGUCUUCCCCUGGUGGUUGGUGGAUGGCUUGUAUCCAAGCUGCAAUUCGUCCAAAAGUAUCUCUGGGCAAAUGCGGGCUUCAAUGGACUUCGCGAUCUUCAGUAUUUAAGCGAUUAUUCGGAGCGAUGGGAUCCUACGGUCAUCCCAAUCCAAAACGAUCUUUCCAUCUCACCCCCAGCAUUAGACUCAGGGUCCUUUCCGAUCCUGCCUGAGAACCUCCCAGGGAGGUAUUACUCCAUUCCCGAGUACCAUUCUAUGUACCUUUCUGGAAAAGUUACUCCCUUGGACGUCGUCUCAUCUUUGCUACCGCUCAUUCAGAGAGACGUCAGCCAAGCGUCGCACUCUAUCGCAUUCAUUGACAGUCACCCGGAAGAGAUUCUGGAAGCAGCCAGAGCAUCAACCCUGCGCUACAAAGAAGGGAAGCCAUUGAGCAUCUUUGAUGGUGUUCCAACGGCAAUCAAAGAUGAAUGCAAUGUCGCAGGUUAUCGAACAACCGGGGGACGGAAGCGCAACGACAAGCUUAUGCCCGUUGCUAAAGAAUCAACAUGGCCUGUUCAAAAGUGGGAAGAAGCGGGUGGCAUUAUCCUGGGCAAACUGAAUAUGCACGAGCUAGGCGCCGACACGACGAACAACAACCCAAACUGGGGAACCCCUCGAAACCCCCACAAUGACAAGUAUUACACCGGCGGCUCGUCUGGCGGAGCAGCCUAUGUGGUGUCAGCUGGACUGGUCCCUGUGGCUCUCGGUGCUGAUGGGGGAGGGAGUAUCCGGAUUCCUUCGUCAUUCUGUGGAAUCUAUGGUCUCAAACCUUCGCACAGUCGCCUCGAGGACACCCAUAGCACGGUGACAGUCACCGGGCCAUUGGCAGCUACUAUGGCAGACCUCGAAGCUUCAUACCGUUUAAUGGCUACCCCAAACCCCUCAGAUCCCAACUGUUCGCUCUUCAGCCCCCCCGGUGUCGCUUCCCCUUCCCGUCCCAAGGUCAUUGGCAUAUACAAAGAAUGGUUUGAUCGUGCCGACCCCGCCGUUCUCAAACUCUGCAACGAAGCUGUCGACUACUACAAAACCACACUCGGCUACGAGGUUGUCUCAAUUGAGAUCCCCUACGCCCCAGAAGGCCAGCUUGCCCAUGCAUUCACAAUCCUCGCCGAGAUGGCCAUUCGAGCCCGCGCCCACCCAUGUGCAAAGCCGCACUGGCUCUCCGGCUUGAACCCCGCGAACAAGAUCCUUCUGGCCGUAGGGGGUCAAACCCCGACCCGCGAUUAUCUCCUUGCCCAACAGCUCCGAAACAUGCUGAUGCAACAUCUUGCUUUUCUCUACCAGAAAUACCCCGGCCUCCUCAUCGUAACCCCAACGACGCCCAUGGCGGGCUGGCCAAUUGCCAACGAGGCUGACCUGAAGUACGGCGUCACGGAUGGCAAUGCCUCGAUCCGCAAUAUGGAGUACGUGUGGCUCGCGAACUUUUCGGGGUGCCCGGCCAUCAGCUGCCCGGUUGGAUAUGCCGAGCCGGCGAAGGGCAACGGGAAGAUUCCGGUGGGGUUGAUGGCGAUGGGGGAGUGGGGAAGCGAGGACUCCUUGAUCGCGUGGGGCAAGGAGGCCGAGCAGUGGCUCCAUGAGGUGUAUCCUGGCGGGAGGCAGAGACCCGCGAAUUGGGAGGAUGUGAUGGCGAACGCCAAGGGGAAGGUGAAGGAGGAGAAAGUCGAGUCUUGAUCGUGCUUAGCGCAGUUGUUGUAUCCUGGUUCUCAACAUGUUACAUCUCAGAUCCCUUUUCGCUAGUUCGUAAAGCUGGUUCCCUCUCUCGCAAGAACUGCUGAUAUUCUUCUACCGUUAGAGCAUACAAUAAUACUGCACCUGCC